Messenger RNA from Linum trigynum, 438 nucleotides. The record is from the annotation of a GenBank genome assembly. NCBI's taxonomy places the organism in Eukaryota, Viridiplantae, Streptophyta, Magnoliopsida, Malpighiales, Linaceae.
AUGAAGACGAUGGAGACUAAGGAACUCACAUUGAAGGUUAAGAAUUUCUCCAGGCGGAAAGAAACCGAGAUCUACUCCGACAUUUUCCUAGCCGCGGGCCACAGAUGGAGGAUUAAGGUUUACCCGAAUGGGAAACGUCGUAUUCCCGGUUUUCUGGCAGCAUAUGUGCAAUUUGUCGACUGGAAAACAGAGCCAUGGGGAUGGAAUGUGCCAGCGAUCAUCAGCUUGACUCUACUCGACCAACUCAACGGCACCUCCUCUGUGCGAAAGUGUUCGGCAACCAAUUUCCAUGGAAAAUCUUAUACCUGCUGGGGAUUCCACCGAUUCGUGUCACGGGCCGAUCUUGGUGAUCCUCAGAAAGGGUUCCUCCUCGAUGAUACCCUUCUUAUUAAGGCAGUGGUUUCUACAGCUGUCGAGACUAUUGAAGCUCCAAGGUAG